UAUGGUGUGGACUAUAAUAUUGCUAUUGGAAAUCAUGCUGAUUCGAGGGCUAUGUCAAUGAGUGAAAAUGUAAGUGUUGUGGAGAGAAUGCAGGUAGGCCCCAGUGCAAUUAGUCCUAAACGUCGCAAACAAUGUAACACCGACAAUACGAUUAAAAGUAAACGGGUAAAGGUGAAACGAUUACUAGACAUUACGACGAGCGGUUUUCAUAAAACGGGUGAAUCAUUAAAUAGUCAAAUUUUAUGGUUUUACAAAAAGAAUAUUGAAAAUGUAGUCCGGUAUCAAGCGUUUUUGUCGGCAACAAGAGGCGAUUUAGUUGAAAAAUUACGCGACUGUCUUAAAGAAAUGGGCCCGAUAAAAUUCAACUUAAAACUGGAGGCGACUUAUACUGUACUGAAUAAUGAAAACAAGUAUGAAAAUCGGUCAUUUAAAACGUCGGCAGUCGAGUUAAUUAACGAGGACGAUAUCGAUCAUGCUGUGGAUAUUUCAUACACAAAAUUAUUAGAAGAACAGGAAAACUAUGCUGGUAAAGGUAGUAAUUUUUCGUUUUNAGAAGAACAGGAAAACUAUGCUAGUAAAG
This is a messenger RNA of Daktulosphaira vitifoliae (grape phylloxera), 580 nucleotides long. RefSeq lists its product as uncharacterized. The annotation marks the transcript as partial. Lineage: Eukaryota; Metazoa; Arthropoda; Insecta; Hemiptera; Phylloxeridae. The record is from RefSeq and is a predicted model, not a curated record. The transcript is spliced from 2 exons.